UACACUUUCCAAAACCCACCAACAAAAGCUCAACCCUGAGCCGUUUUCUUCAAAUUCCCCUCUCUUUGCGUCAAAUUCUUGAAGAAUUUCCUCAUCAGAUUCUAUCUAUUUUCGCAAUUUCUCAAUCCCAACUCCGAAAUCCUGCCUCCACUUCCAUGAAUUUAACAACAAUCCCAGCCUUGUAAUGAAUUCAGAUGGCCGAUACUAAUUCCAAUACCCCCACCGCCAGCGCACCGGAGAGGAGCCCCUCCGACUCGCCGACGAGCUCGAGGUCGGUGACGCACACUCUCAAUGGCUCGCAUAAGUUCGUCAUCCAGGGGUACUCUUUGGCGAAGGGAAUGGGACCGGGAAAGCACAUUGCCAGCGAUAAUUUCACCGUCGGAGGGUAUCAAUGGGCGGUUUACUUCUAUCCGGAUGGGAAGAAUAUUGAGGAUAAUUCGACCUAUGUCUCCAUAUUCAUCGCACUGGCGAGCGAUGGCACCGAUGUGAGAGCGUUGUUUGAACUCACACUUGUCGAUCAGAGCGGGAAUGGGAAGCAUAAGGUUCAUAGCCAUUUUGAGCGGUCACUCGAGAGUGGUCCGUAUACUCUGAAGUAUCGCGGUAGUAUGUGGGGAUACAAGCGUUUUCUUAGACGAUCUACCCUUGAAAAUUCUGACUACCUCAAGGAUGAUUGCCUACAAAUAAAUUGCACUGUUGGAGUUGUCGUUUCAUCAAUAGAGCGUCCACAUUCACAGAUGAUUUCUGUUCCUGAGUCUAAUAUGGGAGCUCAUUUUGGUGCACUACUUGAAAACUUAGAAGGUUCAGAUGUCGCUUUUGAUGUUGAUGGGGAAAAAUUUCAGGCUCACAAGUUGAUAUUGGCUGCUAGAUCACCUAUAUUUCGGUCUGAAUUUCUGAAUAUGUUGGAAAAAAAUAAGCAGGAGAUAAUUGUGAAAAAUCUAGAACCUAACGUGUUUAAGGCUUUGCUGCACUUUAUGUAUACUGAUUCCAUUGCCGAGGACGUGGUCGUAUCGACCUCGAGUUCAUCUUCUGAAUCUUGUGUGGGUGACAACUUCAUGGCAAAAUUGUUAGCAGCAGCGGACAAAUAUGGUUUGGAGAGAUUGAGAUUGAUGUGUGAAUCUCAUCUUUGUAAAGAUCUUUCUGUACACUCUGUUGCACAAGUACUGAGUUUUGCAGAGGAGCACCAUGCCACUGAAUUGAAGGUAGUUUGCCUGAGAUUUGCUGCCAUGAACCUUGGAGCUGUGAUGCAAUCAAAAGGUUUUGAGCAAUUGAAGGAAAACAACCCUUCACUUCAAUCGGAGAUCCUGAAGACACUUGCACAACAAUGUGGGGACGUCAGUGUCAACGGAGCGAAAUCACGGAGCAUGUGGGCUCAACUCUCCGAUGGUGGCGAUUCCAAUGGAAGACGGGUUAAGCAAAGAACCUGAUAACUCAAACCAUCAUUGUUUCUUGUGUAAAUGCAAAUGUGUUCUUCAAGUAACAUGUAAAGAAAAAACUGGACCGAACAGCUCCGUUUCGAUACGCUUGUUGGGGAACGAAUUUGAUAGCAGCAGUCAAAUUAGUUGUUCAUUUUCUA
This is a messenger RNA of Cucurbita moschata (crookneck pumpkin), 1573 nucleotides long. Its product is annotated as BTB/POZ and MATH domain-containing protein 6-like. Gene Ontology annotation, biological process: protein ubiquitination. Bases 195 to 1424 code for a protein of 409 amino acids. NCBI's taxonomy places the organism in Eukaryota, Viridiplantae, Streptophyta, Magnoliopsida, Cucurbitales, Cucurbitaceae. Gene Ontology annotation, molecular function: protein binding. The transcript has 4 exons. The record is from RefSeq and is a predicted model, not a curated record.